This is a messenger RNA of Entamoeba invadens IP1, 1113 nucleotides long. RefSeq names its product mitotic checkpoint protein and polyA+ RNA export protein, putative. The transcript has a single exon. NCBI's taxonomy places the organism in Eukaryota, Evosea, Mastigamoebida, Endamoebidae. Bases 1 to 1113 code for a protein of 370 amino acids. Gene Ontology annotation, molecular function: ubiquitin binding. Gene Ontology annotation, biological process: mitotic spindle assembly checkpoint signaling. Gene Ontology annotation, cellular component: bub1-bub3 complex; kinetochore; mitotic checkpoint complex. The record is from RefSeq and is a predicted model, not a curated record.
AUGUCAUUUCAAACGUAUUGGGGCUCGGCCCAAAAUUACCAAACACCACAAUUUCAACAACAGGUACAACCUCAAAUCAAGCCUAUUGUCCGUAUCCCAUACCAAACUAACCUACAACCAUUUUUUUCAAUACAAGACGCAUGCAACGACAGUAUCAGUGACGUGUCUUGGUCGAUGACCGGGAACGACUCGGUCAUAUCAGUGUGUGGGUGGGACUCAACGGUUAGAAUCCUCGCGCUGAACAAUGAAAGUUCCAAAUUGGCUUCGGCACUUGUCAAUGACUGCCCAGUCACAAAAUUGGCGACUACACACGACCCACUGACACUUUUUUUCGGUGACUCAUAUGGGUUUGUGUAUGGAUGGAACGCACAACAACAAGGAGCGUCGCAAAAGAUCAGAAUUGCUCAACAUAAGGGUGUUGUGACUGGUCUCAAAUUUUCUGCGGAUUUGGGAAUCAUUUUAUCGACGGGGACGGAUGGGGUCAUUCGGAUCAUCGACGCGAGAACAUCGAAAAUAGCAUUUUCAAUUAACUUGGCUUCAAAGAUCACCUGUGUUGACCUCAAAGGAGAUAUGUUCUGUGUUGGACAACAAAAUGGGAUGGUGGGGAUGUUCGACUUAAGAAACAUGAGGGAACUCACGUCGAGUGUCGUCGGUAAGUUCCCAGUAACACGCUCAGUACCAUUAUGUGUGUCAAUGUUCGAGGACGGAAAAGGGUGUUCUUUUGGAACCGCCGAUUCAACGAUUUACAACUAUUUCUUCACAAACUCCCUCUCUGAGACAUCGUACUGUUUCAAGGCACACACAUCAAAGAAACCAACAGGAGUUGAGAUGUAUCCUGUAAACGUGGUUAAAUACAGGUUCGAUGGUAGUUUGUUCACCGCAGGAGGAGAUGGUUCAAUGGGGUUCUGGGAUGUGUUCAAGUUCAAAGCGAUUGGGAUGCUUCCACCUAUAGCGAAUUUUGCCUCGAUCACCGCAGGGUGCUAUUCCCCCGACGGGAGAUAUCUUGCGAUUGGCGUUGGGUACGAUUGGAGCUAUGGAGUAUAUGGAAGCUCGUUGAUGAAAGAAUCGGGGCUACUGGUCAAAGCAGUUGACCCGGCGAUAUGCAGAAGCUAA